GCGUCCCGCCCCACCCCUGGGCGGGCCGCGUCGGGUCACGGGUUAGGGGGCGGGCCGCGGGGCGGGGCUGAGGCGGAAGUGCCGGUGAGGGGCUGUGCCUGUCGCUGUUCCGCCGCACCAGCCUUCCUCGGACCCGAACUGCCCUCGUCCCGCCUCUCGGGCCCCCGCGGGUCAGUGUGCGGGGACUUCUGCCCCUGCCCACGAGCCUGGGCCGGGACCAGUAGGGUCUCCUGCUGCAGGCCGGUCUGUGCUGUGGGCCAUGGUGGCUCUGUGGGCCCUCACUCUGGCCUUGGCCUCAGGCCUGGCUGCUACCAGCCCACCUAACAUCGUGCUGAUCUUUGCUGAUGACCUGGGCUACGGAGACCUGGGCUCCUACGGGCACCCCAGUUCCACCACCCCCAAUCUGGACCAGCUGGCCGCAGGGGGUCUGCGGUUCACCGACUUCUAUGUGCCGGUGUCUCUGUGCACACCCUCCCGGGCUGCCCUCCUGACCGGCCGACUCCCAGUUCGGAUGGGCCUGUACCCUGGCGUUCUGGAACCCAGCUCCCGAGGGGGUCUUCCCCUGGAGGAGGUGACCCUGGCUGAGGUCCUUGCUGCCCGAGGCUACCUCACAGGGAUGGCUGGCAAGUGGCACCUUGGGGUGGGGCCUGAGGGGGCCUUUCUGCCCCCCCACCAGGGCUUCCAUCGAUUCCUGGGCAUCCCAUACUCCCAUGACCAGGGCCCCUGCCAGAACCUGACCUGCUUCCCGCCGUCCACCCCCUGCGACGGCAGCUGUGACCAGGGCCUAGUCCCUGUCCCGCUAUUGGCCAACCUGUCGGUGGAGGCGCAGCCCCCUUGGCUGCCUGGACUUGAGGCCCGCUACGUGGCCUUCGCCCGUGACCUCAUGGCUGAUGCCCAGCGCCAGGGCCGCCCAUUCUUCCUGUACUACGCCUCCCACCACACCCACUACCCCCAGUUCAGUGGGCAGAGCUUUUCGGGGCACUCAGGCCGAGGGCCAUUUGGGGACUCCCUGAUGGAGCUGGAUGCAGCUGUGGGGGCCCUGAUGACAGCUGUGGGGGACCUGGGGCUGCUCGGAGAGACACUGGUCAUCUUCACUGCAGAUAACGGACCCGAGACGAUGCGGAUGUCCCAUGGCGGCUGCUCCGGCCUCCUACGAUGCGGAAAGGGAACCACUUUUGAGGGAGGUGUCCGAGAGCCUGCCUUGGCUUUCUGGCCAGGCCACAUUGCUCCUGGUGUGACCCACGAGCUGGCCAGCUCCCUAGACCUACUGCCCACCCUGGCGGCCCUGGCCGGGGCCCCGCUCCCCAAUGUCACCCUGGAUGGCGUUGACCUCAGCCCCUUGCUGUUGGGUACAGGCAAGAGUCCCCGGCGGACGCUCUUCUUCUACCCGGCCUACCCAGAUGAGGUCCGAGGGGUCUUUGCUGUGCGCAGCGGGAAGUACAAGGCGCAUUUCUUCACCCAGGGCUCUAUCCACAGCGACACCACUGCGGACCCUGCAUGCCACGCCUCUAGUCCUCUGACUGCCCAUGAGCCCCCGCUGCUCUUUGACCUGUCUGAGGACCCGGGUGAGAACUACAACCUUCUGGGGGGUGUGGCUGAGGUUGCCCCAGAGGUGCUGCAGGUGCUGAAGCAACUUCAGCUGCUCAAGGCUCAGUUUGAUGCUGCCGUGACCUUCAGCCCCAGCCAGAUAGCCCGGGGUGAGGACCCUGCCCUGCAGAUCUGCUGUCAACCCAGCUGCACCCCGAGGCCAUCCUGCUGCCACUGUCCUGAGCUCCAGCCCUGAGAGCACAGGCAGAGGCCAGCCCAGGGCCCUUUGUCCUCCCCCUCUCCCCAGCAUGUGAUGGUUUAUCGCUGUGCUGUGAGUGGAUGAAGGUGGCUCGAGAAUGCCAAUAACACCAGCUGACAC
Molecule: messenger RNA, 1906 nt
Organism: Sus scrofa (pig)
Lineage: Eukaryota; Metazoa; Chordata; Mammalia; Artiodactyla; Suidae
Gene: ARSA
Product: arylsulfatase A
Molecular function (GO): arylsulfatase activity
Source: RefSeq, marked provisional